Messenger RNA from Artibeus jamaicensis (Jamaican fruit-eating bat), 2074 nucleotides. RefSeq names its product TAFA chemokine like family member 3 (gene TAFA3). The record is from RefSeq and is a predicted model, not a curated record. The coding region runs from base 314 to 856 and encodes 180 amino acids. Lineage: Eukaryota; Metazoa; Chordata; Mammalia; Chiroptera; Phyllostomidae. Gene Ontology annotation, molecular function: receptor ligand activity. Gene Ontology annotation, biological process: neuroblast differentiation; positive regulation of microglial cell activation; negative regulation of microglial cell activation. The transcript has 6 exons.
UCUGUCGAGCUGGCCGGGCGUGCCCGGAGCUGCCCUCCUGCGCCGAGAGCGACCCGACACGGCCGUGAUGCCAGCUGGGCCAGAGCCCCGCCGCCUCGGGGACGCGGCAACUUGGUGAGGGGCACAGGGUUGUGGACCAGACUGCCCCGGAGCUGGCCGCUCCCGCCGAAGGGCUCUCGGAGUGUUGGUCUCGGCCCAGAGGCUAGAACAACCUCAGGCCGGCGGAUGGGACCAGUGGCAUCGCCGUGGGACAGGUAGAGUGAGUCUGAGGCCAGUGGAUGAACAGAGAGAAGCUGAGAAAUCCCCCAAAAGGAUGCGUGAGAGCGCCGCAUGGAACUGGAGCACAGGCGGCUGGCUGCUGGCACUUCACCUCGCCUGGCUGUGCACCCUCCUGGCCUCGGCUUCCUUGCAGUCUCUUACUCCCCCAGUCCCGGGGAAGCAGGGCACCUGCGAGGUGACAGCUUCUCAUCGCUGCUGCAACCGGAACCGCAUUGAGGAGCGCUCCCAGACUGUGAAGUGCUCCUGCUCCUCCGGCCAGGUGGCUGGCACCACCCGGGCAAAGCCCUCCUGCGUGGACGCCUCCAUCGUCCUGCAGAGGUGGUGGUGCCAGAUGGAGCCCUGCCUUCCCGGGGAGGAGUGCAAAGUGCUCCCGGACCUGUCGGGGUGGAGCUGCAGCAGUGGACACAGAGUCAAAACCACCAAGGGGCAUUUCGGUGAAGCUGCUGAGCGGGUGUGGACACAUCUCCGGCCACCUACCCAGCGUCGUGCUGGGCCCUCCCUGCAGACACAGAUGAAAGUCCAGAUACAAGGCCUGCCUUCAAGGGACGACCGGUCAAGUUGGAGAGUUGACGGAUGACAAUCUAGAUAAUUUAGACUAAAGCGUGUGGUACCAGACUGUGGCUUCUGGGUCACGGCCUGUGGGCAUGUGUGGGUUUGGGGAUGAAAUUCCCACAGCUCUUCAACCACCCCCGGCCACAGGGCACAGAGGCAAGAGGUCGCAUUCACCACCCACCACUCCCCUCCUUCACGUAAGUCCAAAUCCCCAGCAAGCCACUAACACGCUGAAGGAAGACCCUCGCCCCGGUGCCAGACGGGCUGCACAUCCCUUGGCUCGACUUGGGGAAGGAAGGCGGAGAUGGAGCCAAACUCGCCAGUGAAGCUUCUGCAGAGGCGUCCCCUGGUUUUUGGGCUGUUCAUUGGGUAGAGGAUGGACAGGACCUCCACGUGGCCGCCAUCUAAACACCUUGAGUUUUCAUUUGCUUAUUUGAACAGAGGAAGACAAGUCCCAGAGCGGGGAGGAGGCUCACCCAAGGCCUCACAGCUUGGACUGCCCUCUCUCUAAGACUGCUGACCUUCCCACUUAGCCUGGAAGUGGGAAUUUAACCCCGGCCUUCCUCGUUGCUUUUGUCUCAAGAACAGGAACCUUCAAAGAACCGGCUGCACAGCUGCAAUUUUUUUUCACGGGGGAGCCCAGGGCAGGAACUUUCACCGAGGUCCCUGCUCUCCUAUCUGAAGUAAAACUGAAUUCCUGCACACCGGGAUGUGGGGCCCCUGGAUCUCCACUGUGCCCUCAGCUCCAGACAUUGCAGACAGGGCCCGUGACAGCCCAGAGGUCACUCAGCCAGGAUACUCUGACAGCCAGGAUACUCUGAGCUGGCAGCCUCACUGCCCACUCUGACCCAUCCCUUCCAGAAUCCUUUGGCUUCUGGAAGCCAAACUCUCGGAGGCUCUGGCUCUAACAGAGGGUCUGGGUAGGGUCCAGGCUGGUCAGCCCUUCAAAGGUCCUGCUGGGCUGGAUGGAACAGGCUCUGUCCAGGGCUGAGGGUUGGCUUGGUCAGGCUGCCACACAGGCUCCAGGGACCAGAGACAUGGGCUGCUCGAGUAUCCCACCAGUAAGAGAACUGAAGCCUCGGCGACAGCUGGGAUCAGCUGGGAUGGCCUGGACUGCCGGGCAGGGCGGGGAUGUGAGGGAGGGGCGUCAGGGAGACCAGCCUGGACUGUGCUGAAUUCUGACCCUCAGACCGAGGGCUGGGGCUGAGCCUCUCUCUCUCCCCUCCCCGUCCCACCCCUACAG